AUGUCUGAUAUCUACAUUCAAGCGGCAUUGGUUCUCGAUGGAACACAUGCUCAGACAGGGUCGCUAAAAGGGCUGGUGAUGGAAAGGGCAAAAGCAAGUAAGACAGACGCAAAGAGAUUGUUAGCCUUGAGUGCAAAUACUUUGUCUUACUCGAGAGCAUUGGAGAUCGUAUUGAAACAGAGCGAAUUUCUCAAAUUGGAGAAACGAGCGAUAACAACUGCUACAGCAGGAAAAGGAUGUACACCACAAUCACUCGCUCUUGUGGUUGCACAUGAUCUGCUCUUAACCAAACGUGGUAGGAUUGCAACUUCCCCUGCUUGGCCGCCUCAUGCUGCUUUCGUUCGUCAUUCUGCUCGACUUAAGGCGGAAUUGGUAAAGCUACAGGUACAAGAAGGAAAGACGAGCGUACAAGAGCUCAGGACAGGUGAAGCGAUCAAAAAGCGAGCAGAAAGGAUACCUAGAUGGAUAAGAGUAAACGAAAGGUUGACAACAGUAGAAAAGGUUAUGGAACAAUUGCAAGCAGAAGGGUGGAAAGAAGUACAAAAAGGCAAGGAGCUUCUGCUGAAAGUGAAGACUUUUUCUCGAUCACGACAUAUCCCUGCCGUUCUGGCUACGCACGCUGCCCACACCUCGGCACUUAUAGGGCAUCCUCUCUACAAGAAAGGUCAUCUGAUGUUGCAAGAUCUUGCAAGUUGCUUUCCAGCAGAGAUUCUCCUGGGAAGUUCUAUUGCGGACAAUGCAACUGCAAUACAUGCUCUUGAUGCAACUUCUGCGCCGGGAAAUAAGACAAGCCAUUUAAGUGCAAUCUUGAGUAAAGCGGCAAAAGGAUCUGAUGUUGUCGCAUUUGAACAUUCCAAACAACGAUUCGAAACUCUUCAACAACAAUUACGCAGAGCAGGGGCAUUGGAUACAAACAAACCUGGCUUUGUGAAACCAGUCUUUGGAGACUUCACAAAGACACAACCCGAGAAAUAUUCAAAGGUGACGCAUAUGCUUUUGGAUCCCUCUUGUAGUGGAUCAGGUAUCUUGGGUAGAUUGGAUUACCUGACUCGGGAUCAGGACGAAGUCGAUAAUGCUGAAGGGGUGGAAGGAGAUGCAUCAACGCAACAACAAGAACGUUUGAAAGGUUUGGCUGCAUUUCAGUCAAGUAUGAUCGAUCAUGCUAUGCACUUUCCCAGUCUGCAGAGGUUGGUCUACUCGACUUGUUCGAUCCAUCACGAAGAAAAUGAAGAAGUGGUAAUAAAGGCGUUAAACUCAGAUAUUGCCAAAAAGAGAGGAUGGCGUCUGGCUCAACGAAGAGAAGUCGUUAGUUCGUGGCCAACACGAGGUAUUACAGAGCAUUGCAAAGGCGAUCAAGUGUUAGCAAAUGGAAUGAUUCGUUGUGUUCCAGGCGGAGAAGAGAAUGCAGAUGCCGCACAAUCGAACACCGGCAGCGAGUCCACUGAACCACAUAUGGAAGCAACAAACGGAUUCUUUGUCACCUGCUUUGUACGGUCAGUAGAACAGAAGGGCGAUAAUGUCAAAGAAGAGGAAAAGAACACUGUCUCAGCUCCUCAGAGCAACACUCUUAAGAACCGUAAACGUAAGCAACGUGCGAAGGAAAAA
Molecule: messenger RNA, 1605 nt
Organism: Meira miltonrushii
Lineage: Eukaryota; Fungi; Basidiomycota; Exobasidiomycetes; Exobasidiales; Brachybasidiaceae
Product: S-adenosyl-L-methionine-dependent methyltransferase
Exons: 1
Biological process (GO): rRNA base methylation
Cellular component (GO): nucleolus
Molecular function (GO): methyltransferase activity
Source: RefSeq, a predicted model, not a curated record